This is a messenger RNA of Zea mays, 1227 nucleotides long. RefSeq lists its product as uncharacterized. Gene Ontology annotation, molecular function: protein binding. NCBI's taxonomy places the organism in Eukaryota, Viridiplantae, Streptophyta, Magnoliopsida, Poales, Poaceae. The record is from RefSeq and is a predicted model, not a curated record. The transcript has 2 exons. The coding region runs from base 1 to 1227 and encodes 408 amino acids.
AUGUGUGGACGUCCGAGCCGGCGGCCGUGCAGGAGCGACAGCUUCUCGUCGUCGUCCGCCACCGCUGCCGCGGCUCCCUCCGUCCCGUCCGGCAAAACAUCCAAGUCGGAGGCCGUGUCCCAGCUCCUGGCGCACGUGAAGCUCCUGCCCCGGCGCCGCGCGGCUGCCAUGGCGGCGCUGGACGCCGGCCUCCCUGCCGAGGCCGUGCGCCAUUUCACCAAGAUCCUGGAGGCGCGGCACGGCGUGCUGCCGCACCCGUUCGCCGCCGCCUGCCUCGUGGGCCGCGCCGCCGCGUUCCAGGCCGGUGGUCGUCCAGCCGACGCCAUCGCGGACUGCAACCGCUCGCUGGCUCUGGAUCUUGCCUACAUUCCGGCGCUCCGUGCCCACGCCGACCUCCUCCAGUCCGUGGGCGCGGUCGCCGACUGCCUCCGUGACCUCGACCACCUGAAGCUCCUGUACGACGCCACGCUACGGGACGGCAAGCUCCCGGGGCCACGGUGGUGGCCGCAGGGCGGAGUGCGGUACUGCGAGAUCGCCGGCGCGUAUCGCAAGCUGACGGCCCGCAUCCAGGGGCUGCGCGGCCGUGUCGCCGCCGGCGAGGCGUGCAACAUCGACUACUACCUGCUGCUGGGCGUGCGGCGCGGGUGCCCGCGCUCGGAGCUGGAGCGCGCACACCUGCUGCUAUCCCUGAAGCUCAAGCCCGACCGCGCGGUGGUGUUCGGGGAGCGCCUGGAGCUCAUGGACGAGCACCGCGACCUCGAGGCGGUGCGCGACCAGGCGUGCAUGUCCGCGCUGCUGCUGUACAGGAUGCUGCAGAAGGGUUACUCGUUCAUCAUGUCAGCCGUUCUGGACGAGGAGGCCGCCGAGAGGCAGAGGGCAAAGGACGCCGCCGCGGCGGCGGCCGCGCUGGCGGCCAAGCAGGAAGCCGCGACGCAGGAGCCACCACAGCCGAUGCCCGGGAAAUCCAAGAACACCGAGAGCGGCCGUCCAAGAAGCCCGCCAGGCCGAGGAGCGCCGUCGAGGAGGAGCGCUCGUCGGGGAAAGCUGGAUCGCCCAGGGAGAGCAGCGCUCGGGGAGAGGAGCGCCCGUAGAUGUUGUAAGAAACGGAAUGCCAAGCCCAGUGUUCGGAAUAUCACGGUUCCAAAAAGCUCACCAGCGACCGCGGGUAAUGUGAGUGCGCGCGAACUAGGGCUGACAUGCGGGCCCCACAUGUCGGCGCCGUGGUGA